Messenger RNA from Rhodotorula toruloides NP11, 1518 nucleotides. Its product is annotated as chitin deacetylase. Lineage: Eukaryota; Fungi; Basidiomycota; Microbotryomycetes; Sporidiobolales; Sporidiobolaceae. The transcript has 11 exons. Bases 1 to 1518 code for a protein of 505 amino acids. Gene Ontology annotation, biological process: carbohydrate metabolic process. The record is from RefSeq and is a predicted model, not a curated record.
AUGCCUCGCCUCACCGCCCGCCCAAGGCUCGCAGCAGCCGCUCUCGCAAUCGUACUCGCACAGGUGGUCCUGGCGCAAGACGGCGGCGCACCAUCAGGUCCCGUUUCGAGUCCAGAGACUGCCGGGUACUCGUGCGAUGCGACAAAGUGCAAGCUGCCUGCUUGUCAGUGCGCUUCGACGUCUCCCCCCGGCGGUUUGAGCCCGAAGGACGUUCCCCAGUUCGUCACUUUCACCGCCGACGACGCCAUCCAGUCCUACACGCUCGAAGUGAUGGACUACUUCCUCGCGAACCGGUCAAACCCGAACGGCUGUUCGCCGAAGAUGACCUACUUCACCAGCUUGAGCUACACCAACUAUUCGAUGGUGACGGACUGGUACGUCGCGGGUAACGAGAUUGCAGACCACACCAUGACGCACGCCGGCAAGCCCAACACGUCCGAGAUCUACGGCAACUUGCGAGCCCUAAACGCGUUUGCCGGCAUUCCCAUGUCCGACUUGACAGGCUUCCGCGCACCGAUGCUCAGCUGGAACGGCGAGACACUCACGCAUCUUUACAAUGCCUCGUUCAAGUACGACUCGUCGAUGACCUCCGCGACCCCCGCCAACGCGUCCAGAACAGACGCCUUCUGGCCCUACACGCUCGACUACGGCGUCGCGAACAACUGCCUCGAGCAGUCCGAUAUCUGCCAAGGCCGCCUCAAGCUUCCCGGGCUGUGGGAGGUGCCGAUGUACUCGAUCUUCCAGCCGAACUCGACGAGCGGGCUUCAUUUGAUGGACCCGUGGCUCGACGGGAACCCAGACGAGGUGCUCGACUGGCUCAAGUGGUCCUUCACGACGCACUACGAGGGCAACCGCCAGCCUUUCGGUCUCUACUCCCACCCGAUUCACCUCGCAGUCGGCUAUCCAGGUGUAGCGGAUCCUAUCGCGACCCGCCAGAUGCUGCAAACCUUCCUUGACUGGGUUCAGACGCACGAGAACGUCUGGAUCGUCUCGAACCAGCAGAUGCUUGCGUGGCUUCAGAACCCCGUCCCGAACUCGCAGAUUGCCAACGUCGACGCUUUCAAGUGCCAAUCGCCCGCCAUUCCCGCCAGCACCAAAAUCUGCAACGGGAUACCCGCCAACGAGGCCGGCCUGUUGAACCGCUGCAACUUCGCCGACUUCCCCUGGCAGACCUGCUACUACUGCCCCUCGGUCGAGCCGACGCCGGACAACCCCGUCCCGUCGCCGAACAAGGGCGACAAGCGCCACACGGUCCCGUCGAACUGCUCGACCGCGUUCUUUGACCCAAUCAAGAACGUCUGCACUUGCUCGAGCGACAGCUGCAAGUUCACCGACCAGACAAAGCCCAUCGGGAACUACUCGACGAACCUGGGCGGCACCUCGAGCGGCGGAUCGUCGACUGCACCGGCUGGCGCAGAGGCGACGGCCCCAUCGAAGCAGAACUCGGCCGCUGCGACCGGCGCCGUCGCUUCUCUGGCCGCCGUCCUUCUCGCUUCCGCCGCCGCCGUUCUCGCUUAG